CGAAAUGUCACGCUGAUUCAAUACUUAUAAAUUAUUUCAGAGCUGAUUAAAUAUUAAUUGUAUAUAAGCGCAGUACCUAAUUAUAAUUAUUAAUUGUGACCUGUGGCAUUAAUUUGGUAUUUGAUUCGAAAACGAUGGCAAAUCCAGAAGAUCCAAAAUCAGCUAAGUCGAUAUAUGAGUUUACAGCAAAAAGUAUUGAAGGAGAAGAUGUAUCUCUCGAGAAAUACCGCGGAAAAGUUUGCAUAAUUGUAAAUGUUGCUUCACAAUGUGGAUAUACAACUAACCAUUACAAAGAGUUAUCUGAACUCAUGGAUAAAUAUCAAGAUCAUGGUCUCAGCAUUUUAGCUUUCCCUUGUAAUCAGUUCGGAGGUCAAGAGCCUGGCAAUAAUGAAGAAAUUGUUUGUUUUGCCAAACAAAAAAAUGCUAAAUUUGACAUGUUUGAAAAAGUAAAUGUCAAUGGUAGCGAUGCUCAUCCAUUGUGGAUUUAUUUGAAAAAUAAACAAGGAGGCACUCUGGGUAAUUUCAUUAAAUGGAAUUUUACUAAAUUCAUUAUUGAUAAAGAGGGUCAGCCCGUUGAAAGAACAGGUCCUAGUACAAGCCCACUUGCUUUGUCUAAAACAUUGGAAAAAUUGUUCUAAUUACAUAUAUGGCAAGUCUCCGAGGUAAAUUCCAAAUAUUGUUGAUAUAUAAAUGUGAAAACAUUGUCGUCAUAAUGGUCUAAGUAUAAGUGGUUAGUGGGUUAUAUAAAUGAUGUAUGCUCUUUUUAACAUUACUAUGUAAGAAAAUCAUUGUUACGACAUAAAAAAGUGAGAUUAUGUUUAGAAUCUUAUUAGAAUCAUUUUGAGCAUUAUUUAAUAAAACAAUAUGUUUCUUCUUAAAUUUACUAAGAGUAGAAAUUUUCAUAUCGGAGCUUAUAUAUUAUCUAAUUUUGGUGUCAAAUUUUUAGUGGGUUUAUUUGCUGCUCAGAAUCAAUUUAUAAAUUUUUCAUCUCAAUGCAUAGUAAUAAAAGAGCAUACAUUUAAAAAAUUGCAAUGAAAAUCUUGCAUGUGAUUUAUGAAAUAACAUUAUUAAUUCAGUUUGCGAAUAGUACUAGAAUUAAUAAUUUUAUUAAAAUUACUUUUGAUACAAAUAUGUGAAUCAAUUUUUGAAAAUUGAAUAUAAAAU
Ctenocephalides felis (cat flea) is the source of this 1164-nucleotide messenger RNA. RefSeq names its product probable phospholipid hydroperoxide glutathione peroxidase. The coding region runs from base 135 to 638 and encodes 167 amino acids. Gene Ontology annotation, biological process: response to oxidative stress. The record is from RefSeq and is a predicted model, not a curated record. Gene Ontology annotation, molecular function: glutathione peroxidase activity. NCBI's taxonomy places the organism in Eukaryota, Metazoa, Arthropoda, Insecta, Siphonaptera, Pulicidae. The transcript is spliced from 3 exons.